Molecule: messenger RNA, 497 nt
Organism: Paramecium octaurelia
Lineage: Eukaryota; Ciliophora; Oligohymenophorea; Peniculida; Parameciidae
Source: the annotation of a GenBank genome assembly
AAUCCUUUUUUAAAAUAUGUCUCAAAAGUUCAAAGUGAGAAAGCUCAGAGAAUAAAAGCCAGAAGAUCUCCUAAAGGAUUUAGAAAAACUCAAGGGAGAGCUCAUUUAAUUGAGAACAGUUAAAGUUUCAGCAGGUAAUGCUUAAAAACUUGGCAGAAUCGGAGUAAGAUCAUAAUUAAUAUAAUUCAGCUUGUGAGAAAGAGAAUUGCAAAAUAUUUAACAGUCAUCAAUGAAUAAAGAAGAAAUUAGGUUAAAUCAACAACAAAGCAUGCUUCAAAUCUUCCAGUCGAUCUAAGAGGAAAGAAAACCAGAGCAAUCAGAUAAAGAUUAACUAGAAGUGAGAAAGGUAAUGUUUAGCUCCAUAUAUUUCUAGCUCAAAAGACACUGAGAUAAUGGAAAAAAUAAAAUAAUUUCCCUUUGAGAAAGUUUGCUUUAAAGGAAUGAUUCAAUUAUAUUUUUAAUAGUACAUUAUUCAAUGCAGGAAAAAAUAUUUUAAU